AUGUUCUUGCGCCCAGCUGCCCCUGAAGCGGCAGCGAAGGGCGCCAAGCGGCGCUGGAGGCUCCUCGACGCGGUGGACCCCGCCGCGUAUGCCAAGCCGGGCGAGCGGGUCCGCGCAAAAUUUCAGGGCGACAUCGGCGGCUUCAACUGGUUCCCCGGGACGGUCACCGCGGUGCACGACGACGGUACGUGCGACAUCUUUUACGAGGACGACGGCGAGUCCGAGGAGCGCGUCGCGCCUCGCUUCGUCAAGGUUCUGAGCGACGCCGCCGCGCGCGCCACGGCAGAGGAGCAGGCUCGACCCGAGCCCAUGCCGCGGGCAAAGCUUCCGCAGGGUUCGAUCGGCAAAGCAGGCGGCGGCAAGGCGCCGCUCGCUGCCUCCGAGGCGGCGCUGUGCAGCCAGCUCGAGCGGUGCAGAGCGGCGCUUGGUGGCGCCGCCCUCGCCGCCGGCGAAGCAGCUCUGUGCGAGGUGCUCGAGAUGGCCCGUCGCGCGGUGCCCGACGCGGGCCUCGCAGGCGGCCUCCGCGCGCUGCUGCUGCUCGGCCCGGUGCAGGCGCAGCUGCUGCAGGCGGUCGAGGCUGCCGCCGCGGCCCUGGCGCUCGACCCUCCGUUGCGGGCGGGUCCGCAGCUGACGAGCGGCGUCAGCCAGGUCCUCGCCAUGCCCGACGCGGCGCUCGCCCCUCCCGCUCGCGCCGGCCUCGCACACCUCCAUGCUCGGCUCAGCGCGGCGGCGGAGCAGGCGGCAGAGCAGGCGGCAGAGCAGACAGACGUGCGCGCUCCGCGCGACGACGUCUCGGCGAUCCCCGGCGCGGGAAGGGGAGGGGGCGAGGGCAAGGGGGGUGGCGGCAAGGGGAGGGGGGCUGCACCCGUCGCCGCAGCCGCGCCGCUCGCGGCGGAGGCGGUCGUGGCGGAGGCGGAGGGGCUGAAGCUGCACCUCUCGAGCAGCAGCGCCACCGGCUACAAGGGAGUGCGCGAGCAAUGUGGCCGUUUCGAGGUGCGGCACACGGCGAACGGGCGGCAGGUCACCCUCGGCUGCUUCGACACGGCGGUGGAGGGGGCGGUGGCGUACGCGCGGGCGGUCGGCGAGUAUCAGCCUCCGCCUUUUCCGACAGUGGCGACGGAGGCGGAGGGCUUGCGCUUGCACCUCUCGAGCAGCAGCAGCACCGGCUACAAAGGAGUGCAAGAGCACUCUGGCCGCUUCGUGGCGCGGCACAAGGUGGACGGCAAGGAUGUCUACCUCGGCACCUUCGGCACUGCGGUGGAGGCGGCGGUGGCGCACGCGCGGGCGGUCGGCGAGCCUCCCCCUCCUCCUCCGACGGUGGCGGCGGCGGCGGAGGGCUUGCGCUUGCACCUCUCCAGCAGCAGCGCCACCGGCUACAAGGGCGUGCACGAGCUCGCCUCUGGCCGCUUCCGGGCGCAGUACAGGGCGGGCGAAAGGAGGGCGGAGUUUGAGCUGCUGCCCGGCGAGCUCGUCCCAGUUUGGGACGGCUCCCAGCUGGUGUGA
Molecule: messenger RNA, 1503 nt
Organism: Emiliania huxleyi CCMP1516
Lineage: Eukaryota; Haptophyta; Isochrysidales; Noelaerhabdaceae
Exons: 5
Coding region: 1-1503 (500 amino acids)
Biological process (GO): regulation of DNA-templated transcription
Molecular function (GO): DNA-binding transcription factor activity; DNA binding
Source: RefSeq, a predicted model, not a curated record